This is a messenger RNA of Stomoxys calcitrans (stable fly), 1093 nucleotides long. RefSeq lists its product as uncharacterized. The coding region runs from base 59 to 988 and encodes 309 amino acids. The transcript has 4 exons. The record is from RefSeq and is a predicted model, not a curated record. NCBI's taxonomy places the organism in Eukaryota, Metazoa, Arthropoda, Insecta, Diptera, Muscidae. Gene Ontology annotation, cellular component: cytoplasm.
UUGUUUUUGUUUGUUUAUUCAAUUCUUAAGUUUUUCUUUUAAUUUUCUCUCUGAUUGAAUGAUGAUAAAAUCUUCUAUUUUCAUUUUUAUAUUACACUUUGUUAUACACAACGAAUGUAAAGUGCAUAAAAAAGGUUCACUUCGGGAAAAUGAAAUAAAUACUAACUGGAAAGGUUUGUGGUUUCCCAAACCACCUAAUUACUAUGAUGAUAGCAUAGAAACAGCCAAUGUGGCAUCAGCUGCCAACACCAACAAAGACUCAUGGCAAGGCCCUUGGUUCCCACAUCCCCCCGGAAAAUCUUCUGACGUAUUUACAGAAAAAAGUGACGACUUUGCAUAUGCAAACAAAUGUGAUAAUGGCAAGCAAAAUAUUGCGAUUGAUUUUGAUCCCGAGGACAAACGACAUUCGUACAAUUUUUUGUGCUUUGGGAAUCGUACUGAAUAUGAGCCAAAUUUUAACACUUCAAGUUUGUUAAUAGAGCAUUUUGUGCCUGCUGCAUACCAGCCACCUGUUAAAUGUAUCAGCGAACGAAUCGAUUACAAUGAGACAUUACCAACAUUUGGUCCUUACCGCCCUUUGGCUCCCAAGUUCGGCGCCUAUAAAUAUUUGCCACCACAAAGAUGGCUUCGAAGCUUGGCAGAUGGCGCAAUUGUAUUUUUAUAUCAUCCAUGUGCCUUUUCCGGACAAAUUAAACAGCUCCAGAAUACCCUACAAGGAUGUUUGUAUCGGCAUAUUAUUUCACCGUCGCUCCUGUUAACGGCUGAACGCCCUUUGGCACUUUUGGCCUGGGGCAAAUGUCUUCAAAUGUCAGUAGUUGAUGACAGCAGAGCUGUACAAUUUAUUAAGGAUAACGCGAAACUUGGUAUAAAAGGCAAGCAGCAGAAACUGAAUCUGUCAGCACAUCUUUAUGACGCCGGGUUAUUGACAGAAUCUCAUUUAGUUACCGAUGAACAGGAUUCAGAAGUUUGCGGCUAUAAAGAGAUGUGAUAUUGGGAAUAAAGCAAUUGGUUGUGUGUAGCGUUGAUAUUAUUGUUAUACCUAUAGAAAAUAUUUGUAAUAAUUUUUUAAAAUAAAAAGUACUGAAAAUUUGCA